ACGGAAGAAGAGCGCGCACGGUCACGGCGUCUCAGCUAUACAGUCUACAAGAGUCUGAAAGUUCAGCUCCUGGUUUAACUGGAGAACACGGGCAUGGAAUUUAAAAUAAAAACGCACUCGGGUGGCAUUCAAGUGAUCAUAUACUGUACGUUUUAAGGGGCGUCAACCUGAGCUGUCAAUCAUCCUGAUUAAGAAAAAACUAGCCUACUUUGAGCACCGCAAACAGCAGCUGGAACUGAAAUGGAACCAAUAAUUACAGGAGAUCUGCGGAUUGUCAUGUUGGGAAUGACCGGAGCUGGAAAGAGUGCAACCGGAAACACCAUCCUGGGCAGAAAUGCGUUUGAAGUGGACUUUAAUCCAUCUUCAGUCACUCAAACAUCUGAGCUACAAACAACAAGAAAAGGCAGAAGAACGAUAUCGAUAAUCGACACUCCAGGCCUCGAGGAUUCAGGAGGAAAAGAAAGAGAAGUAAAGGAGGAAAUAAAUAGAUGUAUGGAAAUGUCUGCUCCUGGUCCUCACGCCUUUCUGCUGGUCAUCAGACUGGAUGAAAAGUACACAGAGGAAAAUACCAACACACUGAAAUGGAUUCAGAAGAACUUCGGAGAAGAUGCUGCUCGAUACACCAUCGUUCUGUUCACUCACGCUGAUUCGCUGAAGAAUAAAACUCUGAAAGAUCACAUUGAAGACAGUCCAGAACUACGAAAUCUAAUCAUCAGCUUCAGUGGCAGAUAUCAUGCACUUAACAAUGAAGAACAAGCAAAUCAGGCACAAGUCAAUGGGCUGCUGAGGAAGAUUGACACCAUGGUGCUUAAAAAUGAAGGCAAGUGCUACACAAAUGCAAUGAACCAACAAGCCCAAGCAUGGAACUACUGGACUGUAGCAGUAGCAAUAAUGGUAGCAGCAUUUCUAGGUCAAGAAAAAAGUGAAAAAAUGUUAAUCGCAGUAGUUGUUGUGAUUGCACAAAUAGUUUACAAUAUGAUACAAACAGCACCACCAGUAGCUGAAGCAAUCAAAAAGAUGUGGUAAAAUAUGUUUGAUUACUGUCAAAAGACUAAAAUCUCACACAGCAGUAACAGUACGAUGUGCUGUGAAGCCAUUAUAUUACAGCUACAAUACACACUUCAUCUCGUUUGUUCAUUGGUUAACGGUUUAUGAGUUUGUUAAAUCGUUUUGAUCACACGUGUUCGCUGUUUUGACAUCUAAAUGGAAUGAAACCUGUUUAAAAUGUAUUUUUUAUUUUAUUAAUAAAAUACAU
Molecule: messenger RNA, 1255 nt
Organism: Danio aesculapii
Lineage: Eukaryota; Metazoa; Chordata; Actinopteri; Cypriniformes; Danionidae
Product: GTPase IMAP family member 4-like
Exons: 3
Coding region: 241-1026 (261 amino acids)
Molecular function (GO): GTP binding
Source: RefSeq, a predicted model, not a curated record